Messenger RNA from Rhipicephalus microplus (southern cattle tick), 1670 nucleotides. Its product is annotated as beta-hexosaminidase subunit alpha. The record is from RefSeq and is a predicted model, not a curated record. Gene Ontology annotation, biological process: ganglioside catabolic process; carbohydrate metabolic process; glycosaminoglycan metabolic process. Gene Ontology annotation, cellular component: membrane; lysosome. Gene Ontology annotation, molecular function: beta-N-acetylhexosaminidase activity. Lineage: Eukaryota; Metazoa; Arthropoda; Arachnida; Ixodida; Ixodidae.
CAAGCCGUGGUGAAGCAUGGCCUAGACCAAUGUUUCAGACGACAGGCCCGAACGUCAUCUUGCUUGACCCAAGAACCUUCAGCUUUGUGUUCGUCGGCUCUGCUGGUGGUUGUGACGUAACGGAUCGGGCACUUAGGAGAUACCGCACUCACCUCCUCUUCAAUGACUGCGCACCGACGGGAGGAGUGUCUGGCAGCCUGAGAUGGACACCUCGCCGCAACCAUUCUGUUGGAGUACCGGUGGCCGACAUCAGCUCCCUCCUCAUCCACCUCCGUGGACCUUGCGAGCACACCCCACAUCAUGACAUGGACGAAUCAUAUUCUCUGCAAUUGUCGGCAAAGGCACAGCCAUCGCUGACGGCGGACUCGGUGUGGGGAGUACUCCGGGGUCUGGAAACGUUCAGUCAGAUUGUUUACCCUUACGACGGCACCAAGUUCGCCGUAAACGAGACUACGAUCCACGAUGCCCCAAGAUUUAAGCACCGUGGUCUCCUCAUCGACACCUCCAGGCACUUUAUUCCGCUCAAGAAGGUUGUUGAAACACUGGAUGCCAUGACGUACAACAAGAUGAAUGUUCUGCACUGGCACAUCACAGAUGACCAGUCUUUUCCAUUCGUGAGCAGAACGUUUCCGUCCUUGAGUGAAAAGGGUGCGUUCGACCCAGAGACCCAUGUCUACAAGCCUGCUGAUGUUCAGUACAUUAUUGACGAAGCGACCACAAGAGGCAUCCGUGUCAUGGCUGAAUUCGACACACCCGGUCACACGCGGUCAUGGGGCGAAGCGUAUCCGGAGCUGCUCACCACGUGCUAUGAAGGUGGCGUGCCAAAUGGUCGACUGGGUCCAAUAGACCCAACACGUAACCAGACAUACGCUUUCCUGGCCCACUUCUUCGCGGAAGUGGCACGUGUCUUUCCUGAACAGUACCUGCACUUGGGGGGAGACGAAGUCGAUUUUCUGUGUUGGAUAUCUAAUCCGAACGUUACAAGUUUCAUGAGACAGAUGGGAUUUCCAAGGCGCUUUGACAAACUCGAGGACUACUACAUCCAAAGAUUGCUCGAGAUUGUAAAGGUAUUGCGCAAGAGUUGCAUGGUUUGGCAAGAAGUGUUCGACAACAAAGUGCAGAUCACUCAAGACACCAUUGUCCACGUCUGGAAGCAGCCGCAAGAGCUUGAAAUGGCUUCAGUGACAUCUGCGGGAUACAAAGUACUGCUGUCCGCCUGCUGGUAUCUCGACCAUAUAUCGUACGGCACCAAUUGGAAGAAAUACUACGCCUGCGACCCGGAGGAUUUUCCCGGUACACCUCAGCAAAAGGCCUUGGUGCUUGGCGGUGAAGCCUGUGUAUGGGGCGAGUUCAUAGACAGCACAAAUCUCAUCAGCAGGACAUGGCCACGAGCAUCCGCGGCAGCGGAACGACUAUGGAGCCCAGCCACUGUAAAGAGUGCUGAGGAGGCGGAACCCAGGUUAGAGGAGCACCGCUGCAGAAUGUUGAGGCGCGGUCUGGCAGUCGAACCACAAAAUGGCCCUGGAUACUGCACGUGCGAUGGCGUCAUCUAAGCAGAACCACUGAAGACUCAACCCUGUCAGACGAUCACAAAAGUUUGCAUUCACUUUUAUGGCACACAUCAUUCUGAUUGUUUCAGAUAAUUUAGAAAAAUGAAAAGUAAGGUUCUG